AUGUGGCCAAGAAGUGAAUACGAACCUCCCCAGGGUUUUCUAUUAAUGCUCAAUGACAAUUUGUUUACCGGGAACAUUCCUCCAAGCCUGUGCAAUUCAUCUGUACAGGUGCGAAAGUUAAAUCUUGAAAACAACAAGUUGGACGGAACGAUUCCUUGGUGUUUGAUCGAGGAUGGACAAAGGGUUUAUGAGUUAAAUUUAGGAGGUAAUAGCUUUAAGGGAAGGAUGCCCAAAGGGCUAGUCAUCUCGUCUGCUAUCAGCACCUUGGUGAUAAAAAGAAAUCAGCUCAGCGGAACCUUCCUUCCCUCAUUUACCAAUGAGACAGCUUUACAAGUAGUUGAUAUUGGGCACCACAAAUUCACAGGACAUCUUCCAAAGUCAAUUGGGAAAAUUUCAUCUCUUAAAGUGCUGGUGAUGAAGGACAACCAGUUCAGCGAUAACAUUCCUCCAGAAAUUGGCAACCUGAAGCAGCUCCAGAUCCUAGACCUUUCGUCCAACAACUUAUCGGGCUCUAUUCCACACAAUAUUGUACUUUUACGAGCAAUGUCUGUAGCAAGAGAGGAUGGCUAUGUGUUGCAGAGUGAAGUGGUGUAUAAGAAUGGAGAUUCAUUUAUAGUUAUUACUAUUGAUCAAACGAAGAACUUUUACCUUGGUGGACUGGAUAUGACUUCCAAAGGUACAGAACUUGACUAUCCAUACAUUCUUUCCACACUCACUGCAAUAGAUCUCUCCAACAAUCAAUUGAGUGGAGUUGUUCCUCUUGAUUUUGGAAAGUUGAAGGGGUUGAGGUUUCUGAAUCUAUCCAUGAACAGUCUGAGUGGAAUUAUUCCACAUAGUUUGGGGAAUAUGAGCCAACUUGAAUCGUUGGAUCUUUCUUCAAACAAACUUUCAGGAAAUAUUCCUUCAGAGCUUCAAUCUCUGAGCUAUUUGGCAUAUUUAAAUUUGUCUAGCAAUAAUCUUUCUGGAAACAUACCACAAGGAGGGCAGAUGAUUACAUUUGAAAAUACAUCAUAUUCUGGAAACCCAAAUUUGCAGGGAUGCCCACUUCCAAGGAAUUGCAAUUGGCCAAAAUUCGCACCUCCUUAUCCUGUAAGUAAUAGUGAAGAUAAAGAUGAAGAGGAGAGAGAGCAGAUACCCUGGUAUAACAUUGGAUUAGGAUGGUCAUAUGGAGCAGGCUUUCUGAGUAUGGUAGUGUUAUUGAUUUCAGCGAAACAGAGUUGGAGAAUGAAAUACUUCAUGGGGGUCGAUAAUAUUUUGAAAUUUCUGCUUCCUUUCGUGCGUAAUAGAAGUUUAUGA
This is a messenger RNA of Cryptomeria japonica (Japanese cedar), 1296 nucleotides long. RefSeq names its product receptor-like protein 7. The transcript has a single exon. NCBI's taxonomy places the organism in Eukaryota, Viridiplantae, Streptophyta, Pinopsida, Cupressales, Cupressaceae. The record is from RefSeq and is a predicted model, not a curated record. The coding region runs from base 1 to 1296 and encodes 431 amino acids. Gene Ontology annotation, molecular function: protein binding.